UGCUAGUUCAUCAUUUAGCAGUAAGGCAUUCCCUGGGAAAUAUCCCACCCUCUUCCACCCUCUGACUUCACCACGUCAACCAAGCUUCACAAUCAUCAUUGCUGAGUACAGUAUUAAAUUGUUUCCAAAGCUGCAUUGGAUGUUUUCAUUGCAGGCCAGCCACCUGGCAUGGCCGCUCCUUCUUUACUCACCUGAGCGCUGAGGCAAUCAGAGCUUGGAGGGGAGGUAGGUGUUCGCGACAGCCCCACGUCACAGAGUCACAGUCUUGGAGCUCUGGAAUGGCUCUGAAUGAAGCCAGGCAGGACUCUGGUGCAGUAUGUCACCCCUCAGAGCAUACUCUCACCAGGACAAGAAGCUUCCUGGGUCUGACCUCGUAGUAUUCAGCACCCCUGUUCACACUGCAAGAUCCCCGCAGGGAGUCCACUUGGAUGGGACACCUGGGGAAGCCUGACACACCCCUCACAGAGGCCAUGCACUCCACCUGCACAGACAGCUGUGACUCUCAGCUGGCUUGGAAAACAGAAGGGUUUAAUGGUCGCUGAGAAGACAGCAUAGAACAAAGCUUGUUAGCACAGAAAUCAGGAGCAUUCAGCAAAGUCUGGCUUGGGGAGAAUCCAGAGUCCCGAGCCCUGGGCUCUCCCCACAUAGUCCCAAAACAGGAGACUGACCCGAUUCCAGCCCCUCAUCCUCAGUGAUGCCCAGCUGCCCCUCUCUGUACUUUCUCUCCUUCCCAGGAAAACAGGUCACCUGACCUCCCCCUCUCUGAUUUUUCUCCACCACGUUCAGCUGGCUUCAUGCAAAGGACGGACUCCAGCUAUUGCUUGCCAGGAUACAGAGUGUCGGCCAUUCUCUGUGCCUAGGCAGCCAGUCUGCAGUCCCACCUGCUCUCUAGGGAUGUCCACAAUCAUCACACACCCAUAUCCCACCCCCAAUACUUGAGUAACACAUGGGGAAAAUGAGGAACACACAGUAUUCAGAAAAAAACAUUAAGAACAUUCCCGCUUCCUUAUACCCCGUUGGAACCAGUGGCUGGAACCAGCCUCUAGGGUACCUGAGCCUGCACGUGAUGGAGAGACCUGGGGAAAGGGCUGGAGCUGGACAGGGAAAUGAUUCUGCACAAAGGGCGUCUUUCAGGGACUAGCUGGCUGAGGAAUCGCGUCCACAUUUCGCUCCAGAUCGUCCCGUCUUCCAGGAGACAGGGAAGGGAAAUGACUGUGAUGGAGCCAGCUGAGAUGCUGCUGACCUUCGAGGAGGUGGCUGUGUAUUUCACCCAGGGGCAGGGGGCUCUGCUGAACCCUGCUCAGAGAGCCCUCUACAUGGAUGUCAUGCAGGAGAACUACGAGACGGUGACCUCGCUGGGAUUUCCCAUUCCCAAACCGGACCUGAUCACCCAGCUGGAACGAGGGGAAGAGCCAUGGGUCCCGGAUCUCCAGGACUCCAAGGAAAGGGAGAGCCUGAGGGGCAUCCGCACAGGCAGUGACUCCUGUCUGGAUUCUCUCUCCCAGCAGGUGAUAGGACAGUGAGUGAGAACAAGGAUGAGAAUGCACAACAGGAAGGUCCUCGGAAAGUGGAACUGCAGGAGACAUUUUUGAGAAGUGCUGAAGGGAAGUUUUCCCAGUGCUUGGAACAGGGAGAAGCCUGGGGAGAUCGACACAGAUCAGAGAUGCAGCUGGGAAACUAUUCCGGGAUGAAACUUGAUGAAUCCGUUCAACGUGGCGGAGGAUGCAAGGAUCCCAAGGAAACCACAGUCCAGCAGACAAGUCACAAUGAAGAGAAACCCUACAAAUGCCUUGACUGUGGGAAAAGAUUCCAUUUUAGUGCAAAACUUAGUACACAUCAGAGAACCCACACAGGAGAGAAGCCCUAUAAAUGCCUGGACUGUGGGAAAAGCUUCAGUAAGAAGCCAAGUCUUAUUAUACACCAGAGACUGCACACAGGAACGAGACCCAAUACAUGCCUUGACAAUGGAAAAAGUUUUACCAAAAGUUCAUCCCUUAUUAAAAAUGUGAGAAUCCACACAGGAAAAAGACCCUAUAAAUGCUUUGAGUGUGGGAAAAGUUUCAGUUUGAAAUCAACUCUUAACACGCAUCAGAAAACCCACAAGGGAGAGAAACCCUAUAAAUGCUCAGACUGUGGGAAAGCUUUCCAUCAGAACUCAUACCUUAUUGAACAUAGGAGAAUCCACACAGGAGAGAGACCGUAUAAAUGCCUUGAGUGUGGGAAAAAUUUCAUUUGUCGUUCACACCUGGCUAAACAUAGGAGAAUCCACACAGGUGCCAAACCCUAUAAAUGCCUCGACUGUGGGAAAAGUUUCAUUGACAAUACAAAACUUAUUAGACAUCAGGCAAUCCACACAGGAGAGAGACCCCAUAAAUGCUUGGACUGUGGGAAAAGCUUCAUUCAGAAGAUACACCUUAUUACACACCAGAGACUGCACACAGGAGAGAGACCCCAUAUGUGCCUUGAGUGUGGGAAAAGUUUCAAUUUGAAAUCAACCCUUAAUACACAUCAGAAAACCCACACGGGAGAGAAACCCCAUAAAUGCUUGGACUGUGGGAAAACUUUCGGUCAGCGCUCACAGCUUACUAAACAUAGGAGAAUUCAUACAGGAGAGAGACCAUACAAAUGCUUUGGGUGUGGGAAAAAUUUCAUUAGCCGUUCACACCUUAUCAAGCAUCAGAGAAUCCACACACGUGCCAAACCCUAUAAAUGCCUCGACUGUGGGAAAAGUUUUGUUGACAGAACAAAACUUACUAGACAUCAGGCAAUCCACACAGGAGAGAGACCCCAUAAAUGUUUAGACUGUGGGAAAAGCUUCAGUAAGAAGUCAAACUUUAUUAGGCACCAGAGACU
Dermochelys coriacea (leatherback sea turtle) is the source of this 2853-nucleotide messenger RNA. RefSeq names its product zinc finger protein 621-like. The record is from RefSeq and is a predicted model, not a curated record. The transcript has 5 exons. Bases 1107 to 1523 code for a protein of 138 amino acids. Gene Ontology annotation, biological process: regulation of DNA-templated transcription. NCBI's taxonomy places the organism in Eukaryota, Metazoa, Chordata, Testudines, Dermochelyidae.